AUGACUGAGUUGUCACAACGAAGAGGGGAAGCAUCGACAAAGCUACCAGAAACACCUCCAUACAGUUUCUCGCUGGACUCUUCAUGUUUAAACUCUCCAUCUGAACACAGCCCAGCGAGAACACCAAGUGUCACUGCGCUGACGUCAGCAAUGUCUAUUCCAGGUCAAACCUCCUCACUGAGCAUCCAUAAUGGAACCAUCGUGCGCACGGAUGAUGGCGAAGACUUCACGCGGCGAAUGAAGCUGAUCAUCGUGUGUGUUGGUCUGCCGGCUAGGGGUAAGUCCUACAUCACCAAGAAGCUCCAAAAGUAUCUGAAUUGGAUGCAGUAUGAGACUAAGAUUUUCAAUGUGGGAAAUACGAGGAGACAGUCAAAGGGAAAGCCAAGUGAUGUUCCUAUUCUAAGUGCUAAAGAGAGACACCAAUACGAGGAAUCUCAUGAUUCCAGCUUCUUUGAUCAUUCAAACGUCUCAAACUUCCAGCGGCGUGAACAGUGGGCGCGCGAGACUCUAAACCAUCUCAUUGAUUAUGUCAUGUACGGCACUGGAAAUGUGGGCAUCUUCGAUGCUACUAACACCACAAGGUCUAGAAGGUCCUGGAUUAUAGAGACCAUCAAUGCUAAGGCCCAGGGCCAGGUGAAAGUGCUGUUCCUCGAGAGUAUUUGCACAGAUCCCGAUAUACUGGAGAAGAACAUUAGGUUAAAGCUUUCAGGUCCUGAUUACAAAGAUACAGAUCCGCAGGUUGCGCUUCAGGAUUUCAGAAACAGGUUGGCUAACUACGAGCAGGUUUAUGAGACCAUUGACGACGAAGAGGAGCAGGAGAACGAACGAUUCGACAUCCAAUACGUGAAGAUUAUCAAUGCUGGAAAGAAGAUAUCCUCCUAUAACAUCAGUGGAUACCUUUCCUCGCAUACGGUGUUCUUCUUGCUAAAUUUCAAUCUUGCAGAGAGGCAAAUCUGGCUGACUCCUAGUGGUGAGUGUGAGUACAACGUGGAGAAUCGCAAAGGUGGUGAUUCUCCUCUUACGAAGAAGGGUGAAAAAUUCUCGCGGGCACUGGCCAAGUUUGUUUCAAAGAAACGUCAAGAGUUCAAACUAAAACAGUUGAAUAAGGAAUUCAUCCAGAAUUCGGACUCGAAUUUUCCGAACCAUUUGCCCUCUGCGGCUCAGACAGAUCCCGAAUUCAACCUCUGGAGCUCCAUGACACAUCGUGCGCUACAGACUGCCUCCCAUUUCCCAGCUACGCAAUAUUUGGUGAAGUCCUUUAGGAUGCUGAAUGAUCUGGGAUGCGGAAAUUUCGAGGGUACCACAGAGCGCGAGUUCAAACACAAUUAUCCUCGUGAGUACGAGAAUCAGAUGCAAAACAGACUAAGCUACCGUUUUCCUGGUCUUGGAGGUGAAUCUUAUCUCGACGUAAUCAGCCGAUUGAGGCCCAUAAUCAUCGAGCUGGAGAGAUUGAAGGACCACGUCCUCAUCAUCUCGCACAGAGUCAUCACUCGUGUCCUUCUGGGGUACUUCAUGAACCUGUCUAAGGAGAUGCUCACAGAACUGGAUGUCCAACAGGGCUACGUCUAUUGUGUGGAGCCCAAGCCUUACGGACUGGAUCUAAAAAUCUGGCAUUACGAUGACGUUUCCGAUGAUUUCUUCGAGGUUGACGAGAUCGAGUUCAUGAAACGCAAACGGAAUAGAACAGCGAGUAUUUCCAUCUCACAACGCGGUGAUGUCGUUAUCAAGCAGGACCCCCGCAAAUCACAGAGCUCUACUGGGUCGAGACCACACUUCACUAUCAACAGUGAUGACGACGGAGCCAUUGAGUCUGAUACAGAUGAAGAUGAAGAGGAAGAAUCAUCUUCGGUUGAGACAUCAGGAACUUCUUCCCCUGUUACUGCGCAAGUGCCUGGUAGAAUUCCAUCGCUCUCGCACUCUUUGUAUGUCGACGGAUUAGUUUCCCGUCUGGAGAGCGAAUUGGCUACUCCAGUGACUGAACUAGAUCAGAGAGAUGAGGAGUUUGUGCAGAAGUUGAAGGCGUUGCUUGUUGAUCAGAAACAAUCCACAACAUAG
This is a messenger RNA of Kuraishia capsulata CBS 1993, 2055 nucleotides long. RefSeq lists its product as uncharacterized. The coding region runs from base 1 to 2055 and encodes 684 amino acids. The transcript has a single exon. NCBI's taxonomy places the organism in Eukaryota, Fungi, Ascomycota, Pichiomycetes, Pichiales, Pichiaceae. Gene Ontology annotation, biological process: fructose 2,6-bisphosphate metabolic process; fructose metabolic process. The record is from RefSeq and is a predicted model, not a curated record. Gene Ontology annotation, cellular component: cytosol. Gene Ontology annotation, molecular function: ATP binding; 6-phosphofructo-2-kinase activity.